CUGAUAUGGAGAGCAGCUUACUCAGCAGUUUAGGUCCAACAGUCCUUUGGAUUAGGAGGAAGUGUGUGCUGGAGAGCAAAGGCGUAUUGGAGUCACAGAAGACAGAGAGAGAACAACUGAGGGAGGAAUGCUAUGGCGGUGUCUCAGAGUAGUGUUAGUACGUGGAGCAGUAAGCAGGUGUCUGGCUGGCUGAAGCAGGAGGGGUUUGGGCAGUAUGUGGAGCUGCUGUGUUAUAAACAUCGUGUGGAUGGCCCCAGCCUGCUGACUCUAAGGGAGGCUGACCUGCGUGAACCCCCUCUGAGCCUCACUGUGCUGGGGGACAUCAAGAGGCUGGCCCUGGCCCUGCGGAGGCUCCAAAUACAGAACCAGAAGCAAAUGGAGGAGCUGGGGAUAGGGUUAGGGGGAUUAGGGGCUGCUGCUGGGGGGGACAGGGCCUGUCACGGGGAAGACUGGGGGGAUCACAGGGCUGACAGGCGGUGUAAUAGAGGGGAUCGUGUGUGUAACGGGGCAGGGUGCCGUCAGGUGGACUGUGGGAUCUCAGGGUUAUGGUCAGGGUCGCGACCCCGGUCAGGGAUGGCGUUAGAAAAAGACCAGUGCCACAUUCACUCCACUGGGGACAGGAAGUGCCUUUUAGGGCGUCUGGACCCAGAGCUGUGGAAGACAGUAGUCAGCUCUGUUUACGUCAUGCUCGUCUUCGGAUUUACCUCCUUCGUCAUGGUGAUCGUCCACGACCGCGUUCCCGAUAUGACAAUUUACCCGCCACUGCCCGACAUCUUCCUGGAUAGUGUACCCAGAAUCCCUUGGGCUUUUGCGAUGGCGGAGGCUUGUGGUUUAAUCCUAGUUUACAUCUUCCUAUUGGUGCUACUACUACACAAACACAGGUCUAUCAUAUUGCGGCGUCUGUGUUCUCUGAUUGGAACAGUGUUUCUGCUGCGUUGCGUCACCAUGUUUGUUACCUCCCUCUCUGUACCUGGACAACAUCUACAGUGCUCCAGUAAGAUGUAUGGUGAUACGUGGUCUAAGGUCCAGAGGGUGUUUGCUAUAUGGAGUGGCUUUGGCAUGACGCUGAAUGGAGUGGAUACCUGUGGAGAUUACAUGUUCUCUGGUCACACUGUGGUACUCACCAUACUCAACUUCUUCAUCACAGAGUAUACUCCUCGUAGCUGGCACCUGCUCCAUACCAUCUCCUGGGUACUGAAUCUGUUUGGUAUCUUCUUCAUCCUGGCGGCUCAUGAGCACUACUCCAUAGAUGUGUUCAUAGCUUUCUACAUCACCACCAGACUGUUCCUGUAUUACCACACUCUGGCCAACACCAGGGCCUUCCAACACAGCCGCCGUGCUCGGAUCUGGUUUCCCAUGUUCUCCUUCUUCGAGUGUAACGUCAACGGUCCUGUUCAUAACCAGUACAACUGGCCCUUCAGUGGGCCUGCCUGCAUGAAGACACUGAUUGGAUAACACAACUGGCCCUUCAGUGGGCCUGCCUGCAUGAAGACACUGAUUGGAUAACACAACUGGCCCUUCAGUGGGCCUGCCUGUAUGAAGACACUGAUUGGAUAACACAACGCAGCACACACACACAGGUAGGGUUAGGCUUUAGUUAGUGUCAGGGUUCAAUUGGCCAGAUUUGAACUCCAACCUGGGGAAUUAACUAUGUUCUAGAUUCUAAAGAAUUGCAUAUUGUACUUUCAGUAAUACACAGAUAAUGUAUGGCUAGCAGUAGAUAUUGAGCUAUGUAUAAUGUAUGGCUAGCAGGAGAUAUUGAGCUGUGUUUAAUGUAUGGCUAGCAGUAGAUAUUGAGCUGUGUAUAAUGUAUGGCUAGCAGUAGAUAUUGAGCUGUGUUUAAUGUAUGGCUAGCAGUAGAUAUUGAGCUGUGUUUAAUGUAUGGCUAGCAGUAGAUAUUGAGCUGUGUGUAAUGUAUGGCUAGCAGUAUAUAUUGAGCUAUGUAUAAUGUAUGGCUAGCAGUAGAUAUUGAGCUGUGUAUAAUGUAUGGCUAGCAGUAGAUAUUGAGCUAUGUAUAAUGUAUGGCUAGCAGUAGAUAUUGAGCUGUGUUUAAUGUAUGGCUAGCAGUAGAUAUUGAGCUGUGUUUAAUGUAUGGCUAGCAGUAGAUAUUGAGCUGUGUAUAAUGUAUGGCUAGCAGUAGAUAUUGAGCUGUGUAUAAUGUAUGGCUAGCAGUAGAUAUUGAGCUGUGUAUAAUGUAUGGCUAGCAGUAGAUAUUGAGCUGUGUAUAAUGUAUGGCUAGCAGUAGAUAUUGAGCUAUGUAUAAUGUAUGGCUAGCAGUAGAUAUUGAGCUGUGUAUAAUGUAUGGCUAGCAGUAGAUAUUGAGCUGUGUAUAAUGUAUGGCUAGCAGUAGAUAUUGAGCUGUGUAUAAUGUAUGGCUAGCAGUAGAUAUUGAGCUGUGUAUAAUGUAUGGCUAGCAGUAGAUAUUGAGCUGUGUAUAAUGUAUGGCUAGCAGUAGAUAUUGAGCUGUGUAUAAUGUAUGUUGUUUAUUGAUGAGUUUAAUCAGUUAGUUGUAUGGUAGUGUAUGUAGCUGGCCAUAUUUAAUGUAUUGGAAUCUGUGCUUCAUUAACAUCAUGUAUGUACACUGAGUGUACUAGACAUUAGGACUCUUUCCACGACAUAGACUGACCAGGUGAAUCAAGGUGAAAGUAUUGAUGUAUUGAUGUCACUUGUUAAAUCCACUUCAAUUAUUGUAGAUGAAGGAGAGGAGACAGGUUAAAGAAGGAUUUUUAAGCCUUGA
Messenger RNA from Oncorhynchus gorbuscha (pink salmon), 2737 nucleotides. Its product is annotated as sphingomyelin synthase-related protein 1-like. Lineage: Eukaryota; Metazoa; Chordata; Actinopteri; Salmoniformes; Salmonidae. Gene Ontology annotation, molecular function: ceramide cholinephosphotransferase activity; protein binding; sphingomyelin synthase activity. The record is from RefSeq and is a predicted model, not a curated record. The transcript has 6 exons. Bases 133 to 1455 code for a protein of 440 amino acids. Gene Ontology annotation, cellular component: endoplasmic reticulum membrane; Golgi membrane. Gene Ontology annotation, biological process: ceramide biosynthetic process.